AUGAUGGCAGCACAGACGAGCCACACUUCACCCAAACCCAGUGUCCCUAUCAAGGAGGAAUUCGCAGCCUCCAAAUUAGAUUCCAACAAAACUGAGAGUCCUCCUACAACUUCCGAUACCACCGUGACGGACAAAACAAUCCGAUGCAUCUACGUUGGACGCCUGAGACCGGACGUCACGAAGGCCCAUUUGAUGGAGUAUUUUUGCAAGUUUGGCAACAUUCAACACGUCAUUGUUAUCCCACGUAAUGGUUCGCAGACAUCUCUUGGCUAUGGAUUCGUGUAUUUUGCUGAACCGUGUGCCAUUCAGAUGGUUCUGGAUUCCGGUCCGCAUAUAAUUGGAGCAUCAGAUGUUCUGAUUAGGCUCAUAGACACGGACAAACUAUACAAGGACAACGGCUUUCGAAGGUGA
Dibothriocephalus latus is the source of this 411-nucleotide messenger RNA. The record is from the annotation of a GenBank genome assembly. NCBI's taxonomy places the organism in Eukaryota, Metazoa, Platyhelminthes, Cestoda, Diphyllobothriidea, Diphyllobothriidae.